AUUGGCGGAGGAAGACCAAACUCAAUCGGAACCGAAAGUGAUUUGGAGUGAAAUCUGUGAUGGAAGCUCCAAAUUAGGUACAUUCUGUAGCUUGGAAUUCUAAUGGAACAAAUCUUGCUUCGGGUUCUGUUGAACAAACGACUCGCAUUUGGAAUAUCGAACCACACGGUCAUGUGGAAAAUGCACACAGCAGGCAAAACUUAGUGGAGAGAAUAUAAACAUCACUUACAAACCUGAUGGGACACAUGUAGCUGUUGGUAAUAGGGUUAAUGAGAUUGAUUGGAACAUGCCUGGAGAUUUUUUCUUCUUGAAUACUGGAGUUGGGCAAAGUCGAAGAGCUGACCAAGAGUCUCUUGGAUUUGUGCUUCUGUACUUCUUAAGAGGAAGAUCAUACGAUUCGAAAUGGGGAAGCAUUUGAAAAACGAGAAUUCAAGUCCAAAAGAUGGCAAAUAUAAUCACAAAUCAGGAUGGUUAGCUGGAAUGCUUCAUGUGCUUGACUUUCACCAUUGGAGAACUAAGAACCGACCAAUUUGUUGGAAGACCCCAAGAACCCAUUCCUUGAUGCGUGAAACUGAGGAACAAGAACCGUUUCUUGAUUCUAAGGAAGGAGAUUCAAAGAUGCUUAAUGCUGCUGCAGAUAAUAAGCCAACAAGACAGGAAACAAAACCGAAGAAGAUGAUGGCUACGAAGGAAGUAACUGAGUACGUGGAUUUUCUUGAAAUCUUGAGAAAGGAAGAUGUUUUUGUCAAGAUACUGAAAGAUCGAGUCCAGAUCAAGUCUAAUCCACGAGUUUUGCCCAAGUCAGGCUCGUUUCCUAUCUCAGGCUCUUCUCGUCCUGCUAGACUCGAAAACAAGCAGAAGGAGAAUUGGUAUGCUCCAAAGCAAAACGGUGCCGUUUUGACUUUGAAUGUUCCAAGAGACACUUCUCAAGAGCACAAACAAAUCUCUCCUUCUCAUGGCUCAGCUGAUGAUGAUCAUGGAUUUAACCACGCUGUUAUAAACGGAUUUAGAGAAAUCAAGAAGUUGAUCAAGAACGCACUUAAGGACCGAAGUCACACAAAGAAGAAGAAGAAGGUUUCGGAUGUCACAAAAGAUGAUUAUGUGGGGAGAUAUUCUCAACUCUUGGAGCAAAGUUUUAGAAGAGAAGGUGGCAAGCUGCGUUCGAAGAGCUUAAAACUUUCAUAUGAAGAGAAAAAGAGCGAUUCAAGAGAUAAUAAACCGCAAUUCUUCAGACGGAUUUCUUCCUUGUCCAGCCUUGAAGUUCUUGGUUCAUUUCUGACCGACCUUCCAAGAGACAGUUCUACUUCCAAUCUGGAACCUAAGAAACCUGUGGACCAAGAUACUAACUUUGGACCCAAGAAAUCUUUAUUGUUAUCCGAAUCUCCGGUAGGAGCAGAGAAGGAAGAGAAGUAUGAGGUGCAAGAGGAGAGAAGCCAAGAAAUUCACCUAGACAGCUCAAACCAAAGAAUCCUGCAACAAGAUCAAGAUUCAGCUCCUAGUCCCGAUGAUACUGCAGAAAAGACAGAGACUUUACUCUCACAAAGUAAUCUCUUGAACAAAAUAAGCUCUUCACUUGUUGAUGAGAGAAAUGUACUCAAUUCUAUGGAUGCUUGUUCUACAGGUUUAGGUCUAAGUUCUUCAGAGAUUUACAACGACGCAGAAGAAGAUGAAGAUGCCUACUUCUGUUACGUAAAGAAGGUUCUAGAAGUUUCAGGCUUCCUCGAAAACAAAUAUAACGGAGAAAAAUGGCACUCAGAGGAACAACCACUGAAUCCAUCACUGCUUCACGAACUCGAGAUACACGAAGAAGUAGUAAACGACAAAGAGCUUCUCUUUGAUUUGGUUAACGAGGCAAUCGUCGAGUCUCACAACCAAUCACAAAUAUACUUCCCCAAAACAUAUCCAUAUGGUAAACGUUAUCUUGGUGAGGUAUGGGGAAGAGUCGAGUGGAGCCUCUCUGGUUUAGGAGCUGAGAAUAGAGAUCGUUCAUUGGAUGAUAUUGUGGGAAGAGAUCUUCUUACAAAGAGUGAUGGAUGGAUGAAUCUUCAAGGUGAAUCUGAAUGGCUUACUCUUGAGCUUGAAGAUCUCAUUUUUGAUGAUGUUUUAGAUGAACUGCUUUGUCGCCGGAGAUCCAUCAGCAACAAGUUGAUGUGGCUAACCCGGGCGAUUGUUCCCGUUCGAUAUUUGGGAUCUUACAAGAGACCUCAGAAACCGCCAUGGAUGAGAAAUCCAGUGGUAUUGUACUCAGACUUUUCGGAGAAGAAAGGGAAAGUUGCUCCUUUGCAGGAGACUAGAAUGAGAGAUAGGUUUACUCUGUACGCACGCGGCGGUGAAGGUGGUAGUGGUUGUUCUAGCGUUCGCCGGAGCCGUGCCGAUCGCUAUGGCAAACCUGAUGGUGGAAAUGGUGGGAGAGGAGGUGAUGUGAUUUUAGAAUGCACACACGCAGUUUGGGAUUUCAGUGGAUUACAACCCCAUAUUAAAGGUGGGAAAGCUGGACAUGGAACUUCCAAGAACAGGAUAGGAAACAGAGGAGAAGACAAGGUCUUGCAAGUGCCUAUUGGGACAGUGAUUCAUCUUCAGGAGGGUGAGAUUCCAUCUCAGGUGGAAAAUGAGUCUCCCAAAGAUUUGGAUCCAUGGGAACUUCCUGGCUCAUUGGUUGAGGAUCCUGCAUCCGAGGAGAACUCUGAUGUUCAUCAGAAAACUAUGAUUGAGUCUGUUCAACUUGAUGAUUCUGACCAAGAGAGUUUAACGAGACAUUUAGGCAUGCCAAAGGAAGCUGAUUUGGAAGACGACGAAGAAGAGAUUGAUCAUAUCAGGUAUAAUGUUGCGGAAUUAACACAACAAGGUCAGAGAAUAAUCAUUGCUCGUGGCGGUGAAGGUGGUUUGGGUAACGUUUCCGCUACACGUUAUGUAAGAGGCAGCAAGUUUGCUAAAACCGCAAUCCGUCAAACCAAUUUGAGGAGCAUGGAGGAUGAUGCUGAAGAUGAUGAUGAAAGGUCGAGUAUUAAAGCCGGGUCGCUCGGUUCCGAGGCUGUUCUGAUAUUAGAACUCAAGAGCAUCGCCGACGUUGGCCUUGUUGGGUUGCCAAACGCAGGGAAAAGCACUCUUCUUGGUGCGCUAUCCCGCGCUAAACCCCGUGUAGGUCACUACGCGUUCACGACACUCCGUCCCAAUUUAGGAAACGUAAACUACGACGACUUCUCCAUGACGGUAGCAGAUAUUCCGGGACUUAUAAAAGGAGCUCAUCAGAACCGAGGUCUAGGCCACAACUUUCUCCGCCACAUCGAACGGACUAAAGUCUUGGCUUACGUUGUGGAUUUAGCAUCGGGGCUAGACGGUUGUAGAGGAGUGACACCGUGGCAACAACUGAGAGAUCUGGUGAUGGAGCUUGAGUUCCACGAAGAAGGGUUAUCCGAUAGGUCGUCGUUGAUUGUGGCGAAUAAGAUCGAUGAGGAAGGUGCGGAAGAGAGAUUGAAAGAACUUGAGAGGAGAGUGAAAGGAGUGAAGAUAUUUCCGGUUUGCGCGGUUCUUGAAGAAGGCGUGGCCGAGCUGAAAGAUGGUCUAAAAAUGCUUGUCGACGGUGAUGGUGAGGGAUCGGAGAGAUUAAAAUUGGAGAAUAUCUGUGUUGACUAGUUUACUUCAGUAAUCAGUAGAUGGACCAAUUGAAUUGGCUUGGAGAAGUGGCUCAACUAUUGUGCAAUGAAAUAUUUUCACGAUU
Molecule: messenger RNA, 3718 nt
Organism: Arabidopsis arenosa
Lineage: Eukaryota; Viridiplantae; Streptophyta; Magnoliopsida; Brassicales; Brassicaceae
Source: the annotation of a GenBank genome assembly